Messenger RNA from Astrephomene gubernaculifera, 1126 nucleotides. The record is from the annotation of a GenBank genome assembly. NCBI's taxonomy places the organism in Eukaryota, Viridiplantae, Chlorophyta, Chlorophyceae, Chlamydomonadales, Astrephomenaceae.
AGAUAGCAGCCACAGCAAGGGGCCUACCCGCAGCUGAAGUGACGCCGGUAGCUGCGGGGAUUAAAACACGGUUCUUUUAUCAAAACUUCAGCCGCGUCAUCGGCAGCACCCCUGGGAAGGCAAAUUUUUCGCUCACCUGGAGCAUGAUGGCCCUCCAGCCAAAGUACGCAGCGCCCAUCCGUCGCCUUGCCGCAGUCAUGUACGCGGCCGGGCCCAGCGGCAGCAGGCAGUCAGGCGACCAUUCGGCAGCGGCGUGGACAUUCAGCAAGCUGACGACGUUGGCAGUGAUUAGCAAGGCGUUACGGCACCGUUCGUACAUGCGCGGGGCCAUCAUCGCCAAGACAAUGAUCAGGACACCUGGAACGGCGGUUGCGGCUUGAGUGUCCAAGGCCAGGUUUACCGCGCGAAAGAACUCACCACUACGAGUCGGAACUGACAACGCGUUAGCAUUUGCUAAGAUAGUAUCCUGUGCUUACCGUUGCUUGCCUCCGCAACAUUGUUCUUGAGCAAGGUCUGGCAGCGCUUAGGACGGCCGCCCUCCCUUAGCUUGGCCCAGAUGGCCAGAGAGGCAGUGCAGCAGGUCAGCUUCAGUCGCUGGCUCGCGCACCGAGCCCGCUUAGCCGACAUCAUCCUGCCGAUCUCGGAGCUGCUGCUGUUCAGCACGCCGUGCACCCUGCACUCUAUUGUCAGCAUGAUGUGUGGUCCGGGACCCAACGGGCUGGAUCAGGUGCUGCCGCUACAUGACCAUGUCGUUAGCCAUACGGCCACCCUGCUUUCCGAAUUCCCCUGCAACACCAGUUACGCCGGACAGCUGGCGUACGUAUUCCGCACGGGGGCGAUGGCUGACCCAUGGGUCAAGCUGCGUGCCUGCGAUGUCGGCUACCUCGGGCAAGUUCUGGCGAACAUUAUCACAGUUAGUUUGGCGCUGCUCGCUCCCCAACAUUACGAGCGGUUCCGAAACCCCCUCGUGGUUGCUGCGACUGUCUUCGGCUUGCUAAGUGCCCACGUAGCUGCUGCCUGGGUGCCUGAGGCUUUGCUGCCGCUGGGGCUCACGGCAUUCUUCAGCGCGGCGCAGCGGCGGCUGGCGGCUGUGUACUACGGCUGGCGAGCGGUGAUCGUGCAUCGG